UCUUAGAAAGAGAUUAAAAGAACCAAAAGCUAACUAGGUUUAACAUAUAUAUGCAUUUGGGUGUAGUUUAGUUUGUUUGUUUGGAGAGAAAAUUUAGUGAGAGGUCUGAGAAAAAAGAUAGAGAGAAAUGGGAAGAGGGAGAGUAGAGCUGAAGAGGAUUGAGAACAAGAUCAACAGGCAAGUGACCUUUGCAAAACGAAGGAAUGGGCUUUUGAAGAAAGCCUAUGAGCUUUCUGUUCUAUGCGAUGCUGAGGUUGCUCUCAUCAUCUUCUCCAAUAGAGGAAAGCUGUACGAGUUUUGCAGUAGUUCAAGCAUGCUGAAAACACUUGAAAGGUAUCAGAAGAACAACUAUGGAGCUCCGGAGCCUAACGUGUCUACAAGAGAAGCCCUGGAGCUGAGUAGCCAACAGGAGUAUUUGAAGCUAAAAGCACGCUAUGAAACCCUACUAAGGAAUCACAGAAACCUUAUGGGAGAAGAACUAGGAAACUUAAGCAGCAAAGAGCUCGAGUCACUUGAAAGGCAGUUGGAUAUGUCACUGAAGCAGAUUAGAUCAACGCGGACCCAAUGCAUGCUAGAUCAGCUCACAGAUCUUCAGCGUAAAGAACACUUCCUCAACGAAACUAAUAAGAACCUGAAACAAAAGCUGGUGGAAGGGUACCAACUAAGUUCACUCCAACUGAAUCCGAGCGCCGACGACUAUGGCCGGCAACCCCUUCAACAGCAGGGUCAUCAUGAUGUGUUUUAUCACCCUUUGGAGUGUGAGCCCACAUUACAAAUUGGAUAUCAGACAGAUACAAUAUCAGUUGUGACAGCAGGUCCAAGCGUGAAUAACUACUUGCCAGCAGGGUGGUUGCCCUGAUCAAACUAAAGGAAAAAUAGAUCAUAAUGGUCACGACCAAGCCCCUACUUAAUUGUGAUAUGGUCAUUGCUUUUGUUAAGUAAUAUCCUUAUAAUUUGUGUUAGUUAUUUUGCCAAUUAAUAAUGAACCAUAUAUAUAUUUGUAGUAAUUGGCCAUUGUAUGCAUGCAUGCCAGCACCUUAAAUUCAAGGGCACGCCGAGUACGUGCGUAAUUUUAUUAUUGUUAUUAUUAUUAUUGUGUGUGUGUUUUGUUUGUUUUAGAACUAAUAAUUUUGUGUGUACUCUAAAAGACUCACUCAAUCUAGUGUAUGAUUUUUUCCAUA
This is a messenger RNA of Humulus lupulus (European hop), 1181 nucleotides long. Its product is annotated as agamous-like MADS-box protein MADS4. The record is from RefSeq and is a predicted model, not a curated record. Gene Ontology annotation, biological process: positive regulation of transcription by RNA polymerase II. Gene Ontology annotation, cellular component: nucleus. Lineage: Eukaryota; Viridiplantae; Streptophyta; Magnoliopsida; Rosales; Cannabaceae. Bases 128 to 859 code for a protein of 243 amino acids. Gene Ontology annotation, molecular function: DNA-binding transcription factor activity, RNA polymerase II-specific; protein dimerization activity; RNA polymerase II cis-regulatory region sequence-specific DNA binding. The transcript is spliced from 8 exons.